This is a messenger RNA of Cordyceps fumosorosea ARSEF 2679, 519 nucleotides long. RefSeq lists its product as hypothetical. Bases 1 to 519 code for a protein of 172 amino acids. The record is from RefSeq and is a predicted model, not a curated record. The transcript is spliced from 3 exons. NCBI's taxonomy places the organism in Eukaryota, Fungi, Ascomycota, Sordariomycetes, Hypocreales, Cordycipitaceae.
AUGCCCUCCGACGCAUCCAUUCUAUCCGCCGCCCUCGUCGGCGCCGCCAUGCUGGGCACGGUGCGCGCGCAGGUGUUCACGGUCAACUGCGCGCCGCUGACGAUCCAGCGCGGCGACCCGAUCGUCUGGCCGGGCCAAGUCUCGCCGCACGUCCACGUCGUGACGGGCGGCACCGCCUUCCAGCGGACCGAGUCCAACGAGCAAGCGCGCGACGCGCAGGCGACGACGUGCGACAAGCUCCUGGACAGGAGCAACUACUGGCAGCCGCAGCUGUAUCAUGAGCGUCAUGACGGCCGCUUUGAGCUGGUCACGAUGCAAGGCAGUGCUGCCUACUACAUCAAGCGCGCUUGCGACUACGCACCCGGCAGACAAAACUGCGACGGCGCGGCUACGCCGAUUGCGCCUCCGCGAGGCCUCCGCAUGGUCACGGGUGAUCCUCUACUCAGGACAUACAACGCGUCUAGUCUCGAGCAGCAGGCGAUUGCCCAUUUCUGCCUCGAGGGGCCCAACGAGGGCUAG